GCUGGUCUGAGAGAGGCGAGCUCAAGUCGCCUUUAGGAAUGGCUGACAAAGCCCACACCUGCAAAUCCCUCCCUCUCAGCUCCUCCACGGCAGGUUGUACUUGGGAGACUCUCCGGUCUUUAGAGGAAUGAGCUGAGAGUGAGCCAUUCACCAGCUCACCAGCACUUGGGGGAAGCAGGAGGCAAGGAUGGACGUGGUUGACAGCCUUCUUGCAAACGGAAGCAACAUCACCCCUCCCUGCGAACUCGGGCUCGACAAUGAGACGCUCUUCUGCCUGGAUCAGCCCCGUCCCUCCAAAGAGUGGCAGCCGGCAGUGCAGAUUCUCUUGUACUCCUUGAUAUUCCUGCUCAGUGUGCUGGGAAACACCCUGGUCAUCACGGUGCUGAUUCGGAACAAGAGGAUGAGGACCGUCACCAACAUCUUCCUACUGUCUCUGGCUGUCAGUGACCUCAUGCUCUGCCUCUUCUGCAUGCCGUUCAACCUCAUCCCCAACCUGCUCAAGGACUUCAUCUUCGGGAGCACUGUUUGCAAGACCACCACCUACUUCAUGGGCACUUCUGUGAGUGUAUCUACCUUUAAUCUGGUAGCCAUAUCUCUGGAGAGAUACGGUGCGAUUUGCAAACCUUUGCAGUCUCGGGUCUGGCAAACGAAAUCCCAUGCUUUGAAGGUGAUUGCUGCUACUUGGUGCCUUUCCUUCACCAUCAUGACUCCGUACCCCAUUUACAGCAACUUGGUGCCUUUUACCAAAAAUAACAACCAGACGGCGAAUAUGUGCCGCUUUCUACUGCCGAGUGAUGUUAUGCAGCAGUCCUGGCACACGUUCCUGUUACUCAUCCUCUUUCUCAUUCCUGGAAUUGUGAUGAUGGUGGCAUAUGGAUUAAUCUCUUUGGAACUCUACCAAGGAAUAAAAUUUGAGGCUAGCCAGAAGAAAUCUGCUAAAGAAAGGAAGCCGGGCGGCGGCGGCGGCGGCGGCGGCGGCAGAUACGAGGACGGCGAUGGCUGCUACCUGCAGCAGUCCCAGCACCCGAGGAGGCUGGAGCUCCGGCGGCUGUCCGCCGGCAGCGUGGGCAGGGUCAGCCGCGUCCGGAGCAGCAGCUCGGCGGCCAGCCUGAUGGCCAAGAAGCGCGUGAUCCGCAUGCUCAUGGUCAUCGUGGUCCUCUUCUUCCUGUGCUGGAUGCCCAUCUUCAGCGCCAACGCCUGGCGGGCCUACGACACCGCCUCCGCCGAGCGCCGCCUCUCGGGGACCCCCAUUUCCUUCAUCCUCCUCCUCUCCUACACCUCCUCCUGCGUCAACCCCAUCAUCUACUGCUUCAUGAACAGACGGUUCCGCCGCGGCUUCAUGGCCACCUUCCCCUGCUGCCCCAGCCCUGGGCCCCCGGGGGCGAGGGGGGACGUGGGGGAGGAGGAGGAGGGCCGGACCACCGGGGCCUCGCUGUCCAGGGGCUCGUACAGCCACGUGAGUGCCUCGGGGCCGCCCCCCUGAGCUG
Carlito syrichta (Philippine tarsier) is the source of this 1487-nucleotide messenger RNA. RefSeq names its product cholecystokinin A receptor (gene CCKAR). Gene Ontology annotation, biological process: neuropeptide signaling pathway. Gene Ontology annotation, cellular component: membrane. Gene Ontology annotation, molecular function: neuropeptide receptor activity; cholecystokinin receptor activity. NCBI's taxonomy places the organism in Eukaryota, Metazoa, Chordata, Mammalia, Primates, Tarsiidae. Bases 188 to 1483 code for a protein of 431 amino acids. The record is from RefSeq and is a predicted model, not a curated record. The transcript has 5 exons.